Bombyx mori (domestic silkworm) is the source of this 2163-nucleotide messenger RNA. RefSeq lists its product as uncharacterized. The transcript is spliced from 4 exons. NCBI's taxonomy places the organism in Eukaryota, Metazoa, Arthropoda, Insecta, Lepidoptera, Bombycidae. Gene Ontology annotation, biological process: regulation of transcription by RNA polymerase II. Bases 134 to 940 code for a protein of 268 amino acids. The record is from RefSeq and is a predicted model, not a curated record. Gene Ontology annotation, molecular function: protein dimerization activity; DNA-binding transcription factor activity, RNA polymerase II-specific; RNA polymerase II cis-regulatory region sequence-specific DNA binding.
GAAUUUCCCUUCAGUCGUGAUCUAGCGCUCAAUGUGUAUACAUCAUUUUUGUGAAGAAAUUUAAUCCAACAGCCAAUUAAACAGCGGUCGCGUAUAUUGUUUAUUGGUUUACAAGUUAAUAGUGUGUGUUUAUAUGCCAACUGUUACAGAAACUUCAAGGAAAAAAGCGCAACCUAUAAUGGCAUCGGAUCAAGAGUCUUGUUCGGACGAGGAGCCUGACAGUGAGAUGCUGAGUGACGACCUGUGUCUCCCCGACAGCGAUGAUGACAGCAGACAGCCGAGAACAAUACAGAAUAUUUCGGAAGAGCUGUCAAAUCUGAACCCUUGCUUGCUGCGACCGCCACGGAAACUCUUCACAAACUGCAGAGAGCGCUGGAGGCAGCAGAACGUUAGUGGUGCGUUUGCGGAGCUUCGGAGACUGGUGCCCACUCAUCCACCAGAUAAGAAGCUAUCGAAGAACGAAAUACUCCGGAUGGCUAUCAGGUACAUAGGACUUCUUUGCGAGGUCCUGGAAUGGCAGAAGAACCACAGCGUCACCAAUAAGGAGAAUUCCGGUAGCUUGGCGAUCAAAUGUGAAUCUCCGCUGAGUCCUCAAUCCAGAAGACUUCGAUUAAAACGGCAGUGUUUUGACGAAGACGGUCCAAGAGCCAAACUGUACCACGAUCAAGAAGAGUAUUUCCGGUACGGCAACGAAGAAAAUCAGGAGAUGUUAAGAGGAAAGGGCUUGGGAAGACCAGAUUUGUAUUUCGGGAAGGAACACCUUAGGGUGUUGAGACACCAGUAUUACUAUUCGCCGAGGUGGAGACAGACAUACCCGUUCAGAAGUCUGGCCGAUCGCAACGGGAAUAACUUGCUGAUGAUCGCUCCCCUCCAGAAUGGGGGGAAAGAAGAUGUAAAGCCGAACGGUUGUAAAGAGAACGAGAAAGAAGAUAACAAGUAGCGUUUCUAAUGAUUUGCGUUGUUAGGAUCUAAAUCGCGAUCUCGUAGAAAAUUAUGAAACAAAAUUUAGAACUAGUUUCAGAAUUCUAUUUAUUUUUAAACUUAUUGGAGGAAGAUGGAGUAGGUGAUUCUGCUGAUUGGGCAUAGUAACUAUCACGUGUUAGUAAUGCCCAGCGUGCUUAGUGCGAGUUUUUUAACGUUCUCGAUAGCGUAAAAGUUAACACAAAUUUGUAUGGGGUUCCAGUUUCUCUUCAUUUGUCGCUAGGGGGGCUGUUUCAAACUCCAUACAAGUUUGAGUUAACUUUUACGCGAUCGAGAACGUUAAAAAACUCGCAAUAAACACAGGCGGUUAUAAGUUAAGCGGGAGAGUACCAAGCUAAAGAAGUUUUUUUUUUUUUUUCCUACCUAUUCUGGUGGCCUUGAGAGGCUAUUCCAGCGUAACCUUAACUAGUAGGUGAGCUCACGGGGCUUUGUUUGCUAGCAAGAGCCGUGCUUCGCAGAAUCUACCACCGCAUCGGAAACGCGACCCACUGAGAAGAUCCGGCGAAACUCAGUGGGCUGUGUCUGAGAGUUAAUUAACUCGUCGAGCCCUUCGUCCCAAGCGACGGGUUCGAUGAGAACGGUGACCGGUGCUUGAAGUACCUAGAAGCACCGUUAGUGGAUCGGGAGGAUCCGAGAUGACGUGUUUUGGGCGACGUCGACUGCUUUCCAUUCUGUCCGCAGGAUCGGGAAUGUAGUUACCGGCGGCCACGAUGAGAGGGUUCUCGUGUCGCGCCACUUUAUCGAAGUGGGCUAAAGAAGUCGAAAAGUACCGUAAUUUAUCAAUACCUACGCUUUUAUUAGUUUGGUACUACGUUUGGCGCUAGGGGCGCUGUUCCCACUGCAUACUUUGAGUUAACUUUUACGCUAUCGAGAACGUUAAAAAACUCGCACUAAACACACAGGUACUCAUCCGAGCUGCUUCUCUCCAUCUCUCCUAUAUUCUAUUCUACGUCCUUUUUUUUUAUUGCUUAGAUGAGUGAACGAGCUCACAGCCCACCUGGUGUUAAGUGGUUACUGGAGCCCAUAGACAUCUAUAACGUAAAUGCGCCAUCCACCUUGCACACCACACACCUAAGCAAUAAAAAAAGAAAAAAAAAAGUUUUUUCAGAAUAAGUACUAUUCAAAUUUAAUAAUUUUAAAGAUUUGCUUAAGAAUUAUUUGUAGAAAUAAAAGUUACCCACA